Rhodamnia argentea is the source of this 2553-nucleotide messenger RNA. Its product is annotated as ETHYLENE INSENSITIVE 3-like 1 protein. The record is from RefSeq and is a predicted model, not a curated record. Gene Ontology annotation, cellular component: nucleus. NCBI's taxonomy places the organism in Eukaryota, Viridiplantae, Streptophyta, Magnoliopsida, Myrtales, Myrtaceae. The coding region runs from base 333 to 2174 and encodes 613 amino acids. Gene Ontology annotation, molecular function: DNA binding; DNA-binding transcription factor activity. The transcript is spliced from 2 exons.
AAAAAAAAAAACACAGAGCCUCUCUCUCUCUCUCUCUCUCCGGGUGUGUUCAUUGGAGAAUCUGGAGGAGGAGAAGAAGAAUCUGAAUGCUCAAGGAGGAGGAGAUUGAACGGUACUCACAUGCCCUCUCAAUCCAUCUCGUCGCGCUUGUCUUGUUACGGGACUGAACCAUAUUUUCACAUCCUGGUUUCAUGAAAUGUAUCUUGAGUUGGAUCCACAAAGAUUUUGAAACCCUCGAGUGAUUAAGAUCUGCUUGAUUCUAGGUCAGUUUGGAGAGUGAGAACUGCGAAGUUCGCUCGAAGCAAGACGAUUUUGCGGCCUUCUUGUCAUAGAUGGGUAUCCUCGAAGAAAUGGGCUUUUGCAGUAACAUCGACUUCUUAUCAGUUCAUCCCCAGGAGGCUGAUACCGAACAGGAAAACGAGGCUGUUAUGGAGGAAGACUACAGCGAUGAGGAGGUGGAUGUUGAUGAGCUAGAGAGGAGGAUGUGGAGAGACAGGAUGCUCUUGAGGCAUCUCAAGGAGCAGAGCAAGAACAAAGAAGCUCCGGACAGUGCAAAGCAGCGCCAGUCGCAGGAGCAGGCGCGGAGGAAGAAGAUGUCGAGGGCUCAAGAUGGUAUUCUCAAGUACAUGCUGAAGAUGAUGGAAGUCUGUAAAGCUCAGGGCUUUGUGUACGGGAUCAUUCCUGAGAAGGGCAAGCCGGUGAGCGGUGCCUCGGACAAUCUCCGAGCAUGGUGGAAGGAAAAAGUGAGGUUCGACCGGAAUGGACCCGCAGCGAUCGCCAAAUACCGGGUGGACCACUCAAUCCCCGGGAACGGCGAGGACACGGCCACCAUUGGACCCACUCCUCACACCUUGCAAGAACUGCAGGACACCACUCUCGGGUCGCUCUUAUCUGCUCUGAUGCAGCACUGCGAUCCACCGCAGCGGCGAUUCCCGCUGGAGAAGGGUGUGGCUCCUCCGUGGUGGCCCACAGGAAACGAGGAGUGGUGGCCCCAGCUGGGCCUACCCAAGGACCAGGGACCUCCACCCUAUAAAAAACCUCACGAUCUUAAGAAGGCUUGGAAGGUGAGCGUCCUCACGGCUGUUAUCAAGCACAUGUCGCCAGACAUCUCCAAGAUCAGGAAGCUCGUUCGUCAGAGUAAAUGUCUACAGGAUAAGAUGACCGCAAAGGAGAGUGCCACGUGGCUCGCAAUAAUCAAUCAGGAAGAAGCUCUGUCCAGGAAAUUGUACCCCAAUAGCUGCCCGCCUGUGUGUCCAGAUAGUGGGUUUGGGUCCUACGUCAUCAACGAUGCUAGUGAUUAUGAUGUGGAAGGAGUUGAUGAUGAACCGAAGCUUGAGGUGGGCGAAUGCAAGCCUUUUAAUCCAAGUGCUUUUGGUAUCGGGCCACGGGUGUCUACAGACGAGCUUUUGGUCCAUCCACUGGUUUCUCAAAUCAAAGGAGAAGUCAAUGAAACCAAAACCAAUUUGCGGUUAAUUUCAAAGAGGAAUCAACCAUCUGAUGAGCUGAAGGCGAAGAUGGAUCAGCAGAUAUACACAUGCGAGUUUUCUCAAUGCCCUUACAGCGAUCACCGCCUCGGUUUUCUUGAUAGGACGUCGAGAAAUAAUCACCAGCUGAAUUGCCCUUAUCGUAGUAAGCCUAUUCCUUCCCAGGCCAUUGGAAUUUCAAACUUCCAAGCGAGCAAUGGUCAGCAAGCAGCCUUCCUUCAUUCCUUUGCUCAACCUAAUCCUGCUCCAUCUCCAGGGACUCAUGCCCCGUCUUUUAAUAUAUGUGGACUUGGACUUCCUGAAGAUGGACAAACGAUUAUAUCCAAUCUCAUGUCGUUCUAUGAUACAAACCUUCAACAAAACAGUAAAAUUGCGGGGAAACUUGGUGCACCUGAAAAUGAGCAACAGUUGCUGAAUGUUCAUAAUAGCAUGGGUGAUAGCUUCUUCACUCAUGGAGCUUCCAUGGAAGGCAAAACGCAUGAAGACACAAACCUACCCUUGAACCAAUCGGUCUUUCCAUCGAUGGGCAGUCAACAUGAUCAAUGCAAGGGGUUCGAUUCUCCGUUCGAAUUUUGCCUCACUGACGGGAUGCUCGACUCUCGGUUUGGUUCUCCUUUUAGUGUGACAGCGGCUGGCUGCAACACAAUGGAUUUGCUUCCAAAGCAAGACAUCUCUGUUUGGUACCUUUGAAGCCACUGCCCAUGUCUUUGCUUCAUGAUUUUCUGUGAACUGGGCGCAUUGGAAAAGAAGAAAAGUACCAAUCUGUUGUUUAGUUUACUUUUGCUGCAAGUUGGUUGAAGAUUUUGGGUUUUGAACUUAGCUUGGAUUUGCUUGUCAGAGUAGGGUCUCUCUCCUGCAGCAUUCUCUAUAGGAUGGUUAGCAACUUACAAUUGCAUUUGCAGUAACUGGCAGAGGAUUUGGUAACAAGAUGGGGAAGAACAAAAACCAUACUCCAUAGUGUCCUAAAGUUUCAUGCUUUUUGUACUUUAUUUUCUUGUUGGAACUGCUAAUACUGGCUUGUAAAAAAAUUUCUGAUUUGGAAUAUAUAUACAUAAAUAGAUUCUAGCCC